Molecule: messenger RNA, 664 nt
Organism: Pimephales promelas (fathead minnow)
Lineage: Eukaryota; Metazoa; Chordata; Actinopteri; Cypriniformes; Leuciscidae
Product: ly6/PLAUR domain-containing protein 2
Source: RefSeq, a predicted model, not a curated record
UGAACAGACAAGAAACUCAAGCGUUACUUCUGCACAGUCAUUCAGCUCCUGACACAAGAUGAAUCUGCAGGUCUCCGUCGUUCUUCUUUUCAUUUCUCUCACUGGAGGUUAUUCUCUCAAGUGUUACUCCUGCACGUCUCCAUCGAGUUCCUGUAAAGGACAAGAGGACACAUGCUCAUUUGGAUUUUCUACAUGUUUCAGCACUACGGUGGAAAAACCUAAUGAAUUCACCACAGCUAAAGGGUGUGCACCAGUCUGUGUGCCAGGGACUGUAGAAGUUGCAGGAGUGAAAACGACUAUGAGAUGCUGUGACACUGACCUCUGCAAUGCUGCAGAUGGAGUGUAUAAGGGAAGCUUCCUCUUGCUGGUGUCUCCUCUGCUCUUCUACUUCCUGUUUCAGUGAGUCCAGCUGAACUUCAGAUUCUACAGCAAAGAUAAUAUGAGACACAAUAUGAAUAAAGCUUGUUUGUUGCUCUGAUGUUCUUUGGGUUAAGGAACUGAAAAUCUGCACUUUUUUAACAUUACAAAAUAACUGCGUUAAAACUACCACAUUAAUUUUAUUUGCAUAAAUGAAAAGUUAUUAUACUGUAGAAUGUUCAUGGCUGUUUUAAAAAGUUUGUAAUAAAAUAUCUACUUAUGUCUAUUAAACAUCUAUCUCAGUGAG